Arachis ipaensis is the source of this 1956-nucleotide messenger RNA. NCBI's taxonomy places the organism in Eukaryota, Viridiplantae, Streptophyta, Magnoliopsida, Fabales, Fabaceae. The record is from RefSeq and is a predicted model, not a curated record.
AUGGAGUUCGAGACUCUGCAACAGUUCAAGAAAGCUGUAAGAAAGUUCAAUAUUAACCUUGGAAGAAGUAUUUUUUUCCCAAAGAUUGAUUCAACAAGAUGUAAAGCUAUCUGCUAUGAUGAAAACUGCCCGUGGCAAAUUUACUGUGCCAAGAGGUCAUGUCUGGUGAGUUAUCAAGUCAAAACCUUUGUCAAUGAGCAUACUUGCCCACGGAACUUGCAUUGUAAAUCUGCCAAUGGAAAAUGGGUAGUUGAUGAGUUGGAAGAGAAAAUAAGGAAUCAACCUGAUAUGACAGUCAAGGAUGCUGAGAACUACUUCAGAACUGAGUUUGAUGUGCUUGUAAAUGAAAGAAAAAUUUAUAGGUCAAUGGCAACAGCAAGAGAAAGGAUUGAGGGUUCCGAGGCUGCACAAUAUCUUAGGCUUCGUGACUACUCCAAUGAGAUACUGAAAAUAAAUCCAGGUAGUACAGUAAGGAUACAUACAUCUCCUAUGCCUGGGUUGGAGAGUUUCUUAUUUAAGAGAAUUUAUGUUUGUCUGAGUGCAUGCAAGAGAGGAUUCGUUGAGGGAUGUCGACCUUUUAUAGGACUAGAUGGCACAUUUCUAAGAGGAUACUAUGGAGGCCAGUUACUUACUGCCAUUGGAGCCGAUGCAAAUAAUCAUAUCUUCCCAAUAGCAUAUGCAAUUGUUGAGUCAGAGAACAAGGACAGUUGGAAAUGGUUCUUAGAGCUCCUACAGGAUGAUGUCGGUGAUCAUGCAGCAAAUGGCUUUAACCUGAUGUCGGACAUGCAAAAGGGGCUAAUUCCAGCAGUGAAGGAUAUCAUGCCAGGUGCACAUCACAGAUUCUGUGCCAUGCAUAUCUAUCAUAACUUUAGAAAACAAUGGCUAGACUUAGAAAUGAAGGCUGCAAUGUGGGCAUGCUCAAAGGCUACUACACCACAAGAGUUUGAACUUGCAAUGGGGAGGGUCAAGAGAAUAAACCAGCACGCUUGGGAGUAUCUUAACAAAAUUUUCCCGCAACAGUGGUCAAGAUCUCACUUCAGUGAGUACCUUAAGGUUGACUUCUAUACAAAUAACAAUUGCGAGACCUUCAACGGCAAAAUUAAAAAGAUGCGAGGAAAGCCGAUUAUUACCAUGUUAGAGGAAGUGAGAGGUUAUGUAAUGAGGAUUUUGGCAAGAAACAAGAAGGCACUUGUCGGAUAUCAUGGUAGAAUAACCCUGUGCAACAAAGCCGUUUGGAAAGGGACAAAAAAGAGAGCAACUAUUGGAGGCCAUUCCCAUCCGGUGAUAAAGAUGGGAAUGUCUAUGAGGUUCAAAGGCUACAUGUGAAGGUGAGUGUAGACUUGGGGAGAAGGACCUGUUCAUGCAGGUUAUGGCAGCUUACUGGACUUCCAUGUAAGCAUGCCUGUGCUGCCAUUGCAUACCAAAAUCGCAGUGCCGAGGACUUUGCUCACAACUGGCUUACUAUGGGAGCAUACAACCUAGCAUAUCAGUGGACAGUUCAACCUGUCCCAAGCCAGGAGUACUAGGAGAAGGGAAACCACUAUCCAUUGUUGCCUCCAGUGUAUAGGAAGCCUAUUGGGAGACCUACUAAAAAGAGAGACGCUCGUAGAGAUGGUCCUAGAGAGAAUCCUGAUCCCCAUAGAGCAAAGAGGAGAUAUGGCCCCAUUAAAUGUACAUAUUGUCUGAAGACUGGUCAUAACAGCAGAGGAUGUGACAAGAAGAAAGAAGCUAUGGCUAGUGGAGGAGCUGCAUCAGGUAGUGGUCGUCAGCAACAGGGUGCAGAAGUGAGAUCUGAAGGUAUGGAUGUUGAUGAUCUUGAUGAGGAUGCUACCAGAGAGCAAGAGAUGUAUUGGGAAGAGACUUUGGAGGCAGCAGAUGCUGAAGCAUCAGCUUCAGAUUCACCCAGUGUAAGUUAUUUAUAUCCACUCUCUUCUUCUACUUAUUGGCAUGAAGAUA